This is a messenger RNA of Lactuca saligna, 723 nucleotides long. NCBI's taxonomy places the organism in Eukaryota, Viridiplantae, Streptophyta, Magnoliopsida, Asterales, Asteraceae. The record is from the annotation of a GenBank genome assembly.
AUGUUGUCGAUUGGGGCUCUAAGUCUUGGAUCCACCUCCUGUCAACCCUACUCCAUCUACUAUGACUACCAGGCCCAGCCCAGGGCAUGGGCAGGUUGGGCAAUGGCCGAGGGCAUCAUUCCUGAGGAGCUACAAGAACUACAUUUAGCUUUGGAAGAAGCUAAAGUGGACAUUGUUGGUCUGUGGGCCCUAAAAUUUCUUAUAGAUAAGGAUGAGCUUCCAAAGCGCCUGGUCAAGUCAAUGUACGUGUCUUACCUUGCAGGUUGCUUCCGGUCUGUACGUUUCGGGUUAGAGGAAGCUCAUGGAAAAGGUCAACUACAGUUCAACUGGUUAUUUGAGAAAGGGGGAUUUGUUUUACAUCCUGAUGAAACAUUUUCUGUUGACUUUGAUAAGGUUCAAGUGUUGAACACAAUCUCCAUGUUGAUUGCCUAUGUUGGUGACAUCAUCUUAUACGCCUUUGAAUUGGUUCAAUUUUUUCAAAAGUUGCACUUGGGUACAAGUCCCCUAUGUGAAUACAAUGUUCUUCUCCAUGUUCUAGUUAGUGGGCUUCAUGUUAAUAGCUCAGAUGAACUUCUUGAAGACAUUAUGCAGUUGAGGAUCAUAAUCAAACCCAAGCCUUGUGUUGGUGUAAGGCCUUUAUGUAAUGCACAACAGGUAAAGUUGAUGGAAGAAAGGAAUAUGAAGCCACUUGAUUCAAAUCUUGCAGCAUUAAAGAUGCAGUAA